AUGAUGGAGGAGGAGAACACUAUCCGACCGCAUCAGGAGAUCCGCCAGCUGACGCUGGAGGAGAAGAAGUUUCUGCUGGCCGUGGAGCGGGGCGAUAUGGCUGGCACUCGGAGGAUGCUGCAGAAGGCCCAGGAUACGGAGUAUAUCAAUGUCAACUGCGUGGAUCCCUUGGGACGAACCGCCCUGCUGAUGGCCAUUGACAAUGAGAAUCUGGAGAUGGUGGAGCUGCUGAUCAACUACAAUGUGGACACAAAGGAUGCCCUGCUGCACUCCAUCUCGGAGGAGUUCGUUGAGGCUGUGGAGGUGCUGCUGGACCACGAGAAUGUCACCUUUCACAGCGAGGGGAAUCAUAGCUGGGAAUCCGCCUCGGAGGAUACUUCCACCUUCACGCCAGACAUAACGCCCCUGAUCCUGGCCGCCCAUCGCGACAACUAUGAGAUCAUCAAGAUCCUUUUGGAUCGGGGAGCCGUUCUGCCCAUGCCCCAUGAUGUGCGUUGUGGCUGCGAUGAGUGCGUCCAGUCUCGCCAGGAGGACUCCCUCAGGCACUCGAGAUCUCGCAUCAAUGCCUAUCGGGCACUGGCCAGCCCCAGUUUGAUAGCACUCUCCUCCAAGGACCCCAUCCUCACGGCCUUCGAGCUGUCCUGGGAGCUGCGCCGGCUCAGCUUUCUCGAGCACGAAUUUAAGAACGAGUACCAGGAGCUGCGCAAGCAGUGCCAGGACUUCGCCACCGCAUUACUGGACCACACUCGCACUUCCCACGAGCUGGAGAUCCUGCUCAACCAUGAUCCCACCGGACCGGUUUACGAGCACGGCGAACGAAUGCAUUUAAACCGCCUGAAGCUGGCCAUCAAACUGCGUCAGAAAAAGUUCGUGGCCCAUUCGAAUGUUCAGCAAUUGCUGGCGAGCAUUUGGUAUGAGGGAUUACCUGGUUUCCGAAGGAAGAACAUGGCCUUGCAAGCAGUGGACAUUAUCCGAAUCGGCAUCAUGUUUCCCAUCUUCUCGCUGGCCUACAUCCUGGCUCCCUACUCCAGCAUUGGCCAAACGAUGCGAAAGCCCUUCAUCAAGUUCAUCUGCCACAGCGCCUCCUACUUCACCUUUUUGUUUCUUUUGAUGCUGGCUUCUCAGCGGAUAGAGACCUUCAUUGGGGGCUGGUUCUUUGCGGACAAUUCUGGAAUGCUCAACAAGGUGGAGGAGCUGCCCACGAAGCGGGGGGCCAAACCGACCUUUAUAGAGUGGCUAAUCCUCGCCUGGGUCAGUGGUCUCAUCUGGAGCGAGGUGAAGCAACUGUGGGAUGUUGGUCUGCAGGAGUAUCUCAACGAUAUGUGGAAUGUGAUCGACUUUGUCACGAACUCUUUAUACGUGGCCACGGUGGCUCUGCGGGUGGUGUCCUUUUUCCAAGUUCAAAAAGAGAUGAUAUACAACUCCCAUGCCACGGAUCUGCCGCGAGAGCGUUGGGACGCCUGGGAUCCGAUGUUGAUUUCGGAGGGUCUAUUCAGUGCAGCGAACAUUUUCAGUAGCCUCAAGCUGGUUUAUAUAUUCUCGGUGAAUCCGCAUCUGGGGCCACUGCAGGUGUCGCUGUCCCGGAUGGUAAUGGACAUCAUGAAGUUCUUCUUUUUAUAUGUCCUGGUCCUCUUCGCUUUUGGCAGCGGUCUCAAUCAGUUGUUGUGGUACUAUGCGGAUCUGGAAAAGAAGCGUUGUCCUGAAGUUUCUCCCAUGAGUGCUCUUCUAAACAUGAAUGGAACUAACGAUCCAAAUGCCUGUAUAGUGUGGCGUAGGUUCUCCAAUUUAUUUGAGACGACUCAAACCCUUUUCUGGGCUGUCUUUGGCCUGAUAGAUUUGGACAGCUUUGAGCUGGAUGGCAUUAAGAUCUUCACCAGAUUCUGGGGCAUGCUUAUGUUUGGCACCUACUCGGUUAUCAAUAUUGUGGUGCUGCUCAACCUGCUUAUAGCUAUGAUGAAUCAUUCAUACCAACUAAUUUCGGAACGUGCUGAUGUGGAGUGGAAGUUUGCUCGGUCUAAGCUCUGGAUUAGCUAUUUCGAGGAGGGCGGAACCUGUCCACCACCAUUUAACAUUAUACCCACUCCAAAGUCCAUUUGGUAUGCUAUUAAAUGGAUGCGACGGGUCUUCUGCAGCGGAUCAUCAGCUGCACGAAGGGAACACCUCAAGACAAUAAGACGAAAGGCCCAACAGGCUAGUGAUCGGGACUUUAAGUACCAGCAGAUAAUGCGGAAUCUGGUCAGGAGGUAUGUGACAGUGGAGCAGAGGAAGGCCGAAUCCCAGGGCGUCACAGAGGACGAUGUGAACGAGAUCAAGCAGGACAUAUCCGCUUUCCGUUGCGAGUUGGUGGAGAUACUCAAGAACAGCGGCAUGGAUACUAAUGUGACGGCGGGACAAGGUGGUGGAGGUGGUGGCAAAAAGAACCGCCAGAAGGAGCGUCGCCUGAUGAAGGGCUUCAAUAUCGCACCACCUGGAUCCACGGGAUCCUUGGCUCCCGUGGCUGAGUUCUCCACCUCACUGGACAACUAUGACAACCAGCACGAGAUCCUCAGCUCCACGCUGUCCACCCUCUUCACUCCGAACUUCAUGCACAAGCGCCAGCAGAGUCAGGCCGGAAGUGGGGGCGGCGGAUCGGAGUCACCGACCACGCCCACGGCCGGUCAGGGGGGAACCCAGGGGGCGACAAUAGCCUCCACUACCCAGGUCACCAAGUACAACAAGUCCGCUCUGAAGCCGUACAACAAGCGCAUUGCGGGACACAAAAAGAGAUGGGGCACUUUGAUAGAAGCUGCCAAGGUUGGCAACGUGAGCAAAAUGCUGGGUCGUUCCAAGUCUGAGGACUCGGUGUGCAACUCCUCGCACACAUCCACUCCAGUUCACGGUCAGAUGCGGGUCACCUAUGCCCAGAACUCAGCCCAGCAGGGGUAUGGAUACCAUGGAGAGACCAGUUCCACAACAACAUCCACAUCCACAUCCACGCCAACUCCCACGAUUUCGGUGGUCAGUAACUCUCCAUCAGCUCACGCGGGAAUGGGAUCGCACUUCUUUCACACGACAAGCGGUCUUACUGCUAUUGCCGCCCUGAAGCGAAAACGCAAAAAGUUCUCGUCAAGCAAGAAUAUUUGCCCAGUUACCGAAUCCGUGGCUGCGGCAAAUGCUGCUGAGUUACUUAACGAUAAGACCCUGAAAAGGGUGUCCAGCUAUCCGGCAGCGGAGGCAGGAGUCCAGCACAAGGAUCCAGCCCAGUUGGUGAAGCCACGAAGGCAUGAACAAACCCAGAGCCAACACGACUCGGUGGAGACCAAUUCUACUUUCACGCUGUCCAUCGAUCCAUCCAAUACGUCCGUGAACUCCAGGGAACCUCUGAUCAGCACCAGUUGUGUUUCAACUACAGGAGCUAUUGGCUGAAAGAGUUUAAGGAACCCAGAGAAGACCAGAAAUACCAAAGAAAAAGAUAAGGGAUAGCCAGAUAUACCAAAGAUAGAGCAGCUAAACUACUUAGAUGGCGCACCUGAAGAAUACACUUAGAUACUAUACAGAUACACAUUGUUGACAUUUUUGAUAUGAAGACAUAACCGUGUGUGGAGCUAAACUAACUAAGGAAGCUAUACUUAAACAAACACAGCCUAGAUCUUAAAUUACCUCACCAUGUUAAGAUAUAGUGACCAUUCAGUGGAAUUAGCACACACCAUACCACUCACUAACUGUUAACCAACACUGGCAACUUCACCACUGAAACGAUAUUUCCUAUACCUCAACCUAACCUAUCAACUUUAUUUACAUUUCUUCAGCCUUCUAUCGAAUCGCCUAUAAAAAAGAAAUAUUCGGCUUGCCGAUGUUUAUAUAUUCUUGCAUUUAUGAACCAAAAUGAUCAGUUAUGGUCGUCCGAUUUUUAUACAAUUCCAAAUGAAAACUCAAAAUACAUUAAAACAAGCUUUUUUGUAUCAAGAUUGUCUCCUCAACCUGAACCAUAAAGCACACAUAUCAUGCAAUCGCUUUAUAGAGAAACCUUUUACACCAAAAAUCAAAGUACCAACUCCAAGUCCAGUUGGAAAUAUAGAUCCAAUAAAGUCCUUUACCAAAUACAAAUACAAAUACGAAUACUAAACUAUCCCAUAUCGAUGUUGAACGUUGCCUUAGCAUGAAACAUAUUUUUUAUACACAUAAGUUUUGGAUGAACAUUGAAUUACUGAAACGUACUGUACCCGCAAUGAGGGAAGCGCUGUGUAUUUGUUGAUUUGAGAAAAGGGAUUUUGAAACCGAGGAUUUGUUGUUGUUCCAGCAAGCAAGCAAGUAAGCAUGAAAAGCAAAGCAAAGCAAAAGCAAACGCAAAGCAAGAAAAUAAAUAAAUCAAAGGAAACCACAAUUUUAUACACCGAUUUUAACCAACACGACAAACAAUAAUCGAAUCGCAUACUACUUAAGUGUUUGCAUUUUAUGGGUAUAAAUAUCUGCGAUAAGAUGUGCAUAUCCAUAGCCUACACACACGACGAUUUUAGCAAAUAUAAUAUAUAUACAUAUACAUAUAGAAUACAAAUAUGAAUAAUCGAAAUUUUUAGAUGAUUUUUGCGUUACAGUAGACAAAUACCCACACAAAUACACGAAUAAUAUAUGAAAUAUCAACGAAAACAAUAACAAGGAAUAUCAUAUAGCAUUUUAUAAAAAUACUUUCUUUUGGAUCAGCAGAAAUAUGUUGCCCAAUUGGCAGACAUAACUUUGCUGAUGCCAGAAAAAAACAAUUUAAGGAGGCAGACGAAAUACCAAAUACAAUGUUAGAAU
This is a messenger RNA of Drosophila subpulchrella, 4776 nucleotides long. RefSeq names its product transient receptor potential-gamma protein (gene Trpgamma). Gene Ontology annotation, molecular function: inositol 1,4,5 trisphosphate binding; store-operated calcium channel activity; protein binding. Gene Ontology annotation, cellular component: cation channel complex; membrane. NCBI's taxonomy places the organism in Eukaryota, Metazoa, Arthropoda, Insecta, Diptera, Drosophilidae. The record is from RefSeq and is a predicted model, not a curated record. Bases 1 to 3405 code for a protein of 1134 amino acids. Gene Ontology annotation, biological process: manganese ion transport; regulation of cytosolic calcium ion concentration; calcium ion transmembrane transport. The transcript is spliced from 14 exons.